Molecule: messenger RNA, 2273 nt
Organism: Venturia canescens
Lineage: Eukaryota; Metazoa; Arthropoda; Insecta; Hymenoptera; Ichneumonidae
Product: outer spore wall assembly protein SHE10-like
Exons: 9
Coding region: 653-2194 (513 amino acids)
Source: RefSeq, a predicted model, not a curated record
GACUCUCAAAAUAAGUGAUGAACAUGAAGACAAAAUGUUCACCAUGCCGUUACUUCAUAUGUGAAGUUUUAUGAUUCCCGUGUUUAUGAGACGAAAAAAAGUGAUAUGCUUCUUUGUGUAUUUGGUGUGAGGCGUGUACGGCGCGAGUCACGUUAGCCGUUGUUUUGCUUUCGAAUGCGCAGUCGAGAAACAACGCUUAGAAAGACAUAUUCGCGUCGCUUUUUUUCGAACUCUAUGGCAGCGUGCAACGCAACGGUACGAAAAUAAAAAUUGUCUACACGUAUCGGUUAGUCCAGUGUUCGUAUAUUUCCUUGAAGCAGCGUGAAAAAUAUUCAACGACAAGAAGUAAUCGUCACGUUAUUUCACACGAACGAUCCCUAACAAUGUUCGAUGUUUACGUUCGGUUUGUUUUCGAACUUCGUCAGUCGAUGCACACUAGUCGGAACCUACACAAUGUCAACGCUUGACCGUGCGUCCUUCUAUGAAAACGUGGCAGCAGUUCGGGAAUAAUCUUCAUACGGGAAGGUUGUGCGGUUCAGUGCGAUUCGGUGGAAAAAUUAUUUUAUUGUUGAUAUCGCGGUGACAAUAAAAUUAUAGUGGUUUGUGUGAGUGAACGGUACGUACUGGGAAACAUCAUUUCAAUUAUACAGAAAUGGAUCUGAAGUAUCGUAUAGUAGCUUUUUUAGAAAAACCGAAAAGCCAAAAAUUGUUGGAUGUUGAUAUUAUUCCAAUAACAUGGCUGGUGUUCAAAGAGGAUGAUCCUGACGGUUGCUACUGCAAAUUUAUGAAAGGUCCGUUUACACCAGAACGAACAGCUCACUUAAAAAAAAUGGUAACCAACUGUGAAAGUCCAGAAAAAGAUUGGCCUACAUACGCUAUCGACAUUCGAGGAAGAGCUGCAACAUAUCAGGAAGCCGAAAGAAAAGUUUUGGAACUGCAGCAUAAGCUUUACGUGUAUACUUCUGAUACAGAUGCAUCUGCAUUCACAAAAGCAAAUGAAGACAAAAAAGCUUUAAAAUUGAAAAAUUAUUCAGAUGCCGACGGAGUGAAAAGGAAACUGAACGGAGUGUCGAUAGAUUUGAAAAAAACGAUUGGAUCAAACAAACGUCGCAGAUCUUCAACUAGUUCAAGAACCGAAGAAGAGCCAAACGCAUCAGUUUCAUCAACCACUUCAGCCACUGAUGAUGAAAAACGAAAGAUGAAAACAAAGUUGAAAGCCAAAAAGAAACGUGGCCGGAAUGAACGAAAGGCUGAUGAAAAAAAACGGUUGCCAGUCGAGUUUUCUAACGAUGAUAAGCUGGAAGAACUUGCGAGAUUACCAUGCAGUAACAGAACUGCUCACUCUUCUACAGAACGAUCCUCUCGGAAUUUCAGAAUUGCAGAUGAAAUGAAGACUAGUGAAAAAGCUCCCAAGUCUAUACAACCGGACAAAAAUUUAUCAUCCUUAUCUGUUACAAGCGGAACUUCUGAAUUCGAAGUUUCAGUCGUGGACAGAUCUGUCGUCACCGAAAAAAAUACCGAAAUGUCAAAGGUGAAAAGAGGUAUAGACGUAAAUAACACACAAAAUUUCAAAGGCGUGCUCACAGCUAUUAUAGAAUCGCAUAAUGUUUUGUCUAAACAAAUUGCGAAAGGCAAUGGACUGAUUGUCGAACUCAAUUUGAGAGUCUCUAAUAUCGAGCAGAAUAUUGCUCGAUUGCUUCGGGACCAUGAGCAAGGGGGCAAUAAUGAGAAAAACGUGAAUGAUAUGAGCGAAGGAGAGCUAGCAGAAAUACCGAAACAACCAAUCGAAAUACCGAUUAAAUCCUUUGACGAUUUUGCUAAGCACGAAGAACAGCUGAAAAUAACCAGCUAUCGGAAAAAAAUGAUGUUCCGUAUGUUGAGUAUCGUCAGCGACAAAUUGACUUUGACAAAGAAUAUCGGUAAUAUACUCCGUACGUAUUUGUCGAGAGAUAUUGCUAUGCAAUUCACUUCGGUCAAACCUAUGCCCAACAAACAUGUGUUCAAAUCGACUGAAAUCUACUCCUGCGUUAAAGAUGCAGUAAUCAAGGUCUUUUCAAAAAGUGUUACUACCCCACUGAGUGAGGAAAACAUUUUAAAAUCGCUACGGUCUGUAUUAGACAACGCGAAAGAUUGGGACGGUCAGCGUUUUGUACGCAUCAAUAAAAAAAAAAUGGAUAAUUCUAGCAACGUGUAAUCUUAAAUGCGUAUGUUAUGAAAUUUUUUUUAAAUUUUGAUGUAAUUAAAAUAUAAUAUACUUCAAUAAUAUUCAAUAA